Messenger RNA from Chanos chanos (milkfish), 1743 nucleotides. RefSeq names its product Fc receptor-like protein 5. Lineage: Eukaryota; Metazoa; Chordata; Actinopteri; Gonorynchiformes; Chanidae. The record is from RefSeq and is a predicted model, not a curated record. The transcript has 10 exons. Bases 45 to 1478 code for a protein of 477 amino acids.
AAAAGUAGGGGUGAAGACAUGAUGCCACCAGAGAUUAACUAGGCAUGGGGAAGAGUGUAGGUUCACUCUUACUAUCUGUCUUUGUUUUGGUCAACCUCUCUACAGAAACUGGUGGCUCUGCACAUAGGCCUAUUCUAAGUGGGCCUAACUUGGCCUAUGUGAACACUAAAGUAGAGUUCCAGUGUGAGAUGCCAGGCUUGUCCAUACCUGUGUCCUUCAAACUUUUUCGGAACAAUGAGGACCUGGUCGCCACACGGAAUUCCACCAAAGGUCGAUCUGCUUCUUUCCAACUACAGGUCAAGGAAGGCUUGGAAGGACGGUAUUACUGCAGAGUGACAGCUGGGGGACAGACCGGCAUCAGCAACAUGGUGCACUUACAAGUAGUGAUCCCCGUCUCAGGUGUCAGCUUGCUGUCUGACCCAAACCCACCAAUCAUCUAUGAAGGGACAAGUUUUACACUGUAUUGUGAGGCCAAAAGGGGGACUCGCCUCUUCUAUACCUGGUAUCACAACAAGCAGAAUGUGACCGCGUCGUUCCACUUAUACCACUUCGCCGGGAACUCACUCAUCGUGAGAGGAGCCACAGAAAAGCAUGCUGGGAAGUAUUCUUGUUUGGCUGGAAACAAGAUGGAGGUUAAUGCCAGGUUCUCCGGCAGUAAUGACAUGGACAUCGUUGUCAAAACUUACCUCUCAGUACCAAAAGUGUCCUUCACACUUUUCAAAGAGGGUUCGGAUUUCCGUGCCAACGUGAGUUGCUGGUCGACGCGAGGCAGUCCACCGGUGACGUUCACACUGCUUUUGGAGGGAAGAGAGGUGGACAACCAUACAUCAAACUCACUGGAGGCCUGGUUCUCAGUGCCUGUCACUGUGGGGAUGGAUAUGGGCGUAUUGCAGUGCAGGGCACAAACUGACUCCCACCAGGUACUCAGUGACCCAGUCGACCUGGAAGUUGCUCCCGUGGGAGGUCAGGUGAGCGUACAGGUACAGUAUCUGUACACGGCCGACUCCAGAUUAGCAACUGUCCAGCUGCAGUGUGUGCUCACUAGAGGAACCUUACCCGCAUUCUCCUGGUCAUACAACCGCUCGCCUCUCCCAAAAGAGCGCCACCCCUCUUCCGUCAUCCAGCAUGGUCCUUUCCUGUUUCUCACAGACAUCACCCCAGAGAACUCUGGGUAUUACCGCUGUAUGGCAAGGGACAGCUUUGAUGCCAACUCAUCAUGGGUGGAGAGUGAGGAGGCCUUAAUAAAAGUGGCAGAACUGGGUGUGGCAUCCAUUGAGAUUAUCGCUGUGGGGUUCUGCUGCCUCCUGCUGCUGGUCUUGGUGGGGAGCGUGUUGUUUAUGUUCUGCACAUUCAGCCGUGAGAAAAAGAAUUUGGACGAUGCGACGCAAACCCACGUGGAGGAGCUACACCAAUCUGACUCUAGUGGUGAGUUACAGGUCCCAGUUGUAGAGACAGAAGUUGUGGAAAUUUGUGUCUAAACAAAGUUGCAGUGUUGGCAUAACCUGAUGAAACCCACGAAAUGAUGGACAGAUCCGAGUGCAUUCCUGAGAAUAAUCUGGAGUUUUUGAAAAAUAUGUCCCACGUAGACUUUAACUGCAUUUGAACUCAUGAUGAAUUGAUCAAGACAUUAAUAUAUUCCCCUGUUUUUCAUCCAUUUAUUGUACACAGUAUAUUUCAGUGUGAAACACCUUUACUUUUAAAUGUGUUCUUGUUGGAAUUUAUUCUUCAUAAUAAAAUAAAAGC